GGUUGUGUUCUCUCACCCUUGCUGUACAUCCUCUACACCAACGACUGUCGUACCCUGACUGAGAACUGCACGGCAAUCAAAUACGCUGAUGGCACCGUCCUUGUCAGUUUAAACAAUGGCCCCCAAUACCUUAAUAAUUAUUUAAAUGAUGUGACCUAUUUUUCAAAUUGGUGUAAGAACCAUUUCCUUAAAAUCAAUCUAAAGAAAACAUGUGAACUUAUCAUUGAUUUUAGGAAGAAAAAUGGGUCAGAUCAUGAACCACUGAAUAUUGAUGGUGAACAGAUUAAAGUUGUUCCUGAGUACAAAUAUUUAGGUACUGUGAUUGAUGAAAAAUAUGAAUGGUCCAGUAAUACACUUAGACUGUACAAAAAAGGCCAGCAACGACUUCAUAUGUUACGGCAACUUAGGAAAUUUAAUGUUGAUAAGGAAAUUCUAGAAAUAUUCUACCAAUCAAUGAUACUCAGUGUGAUUUCUUUCUGUCGGAUUAUAUGGGAAGCUAGCUUAUAUGAAAAAGAUAAGGGAUUGUUGGCGAAGAUCACUAAAAGGGCGGGGCGUGCAAUAGGAGUAGAUUCUUCUAAGCUCAAUUUUAAGUAUAAUGCAGGUGUUCUCUCCAUG
Anneissia japonica is the source of this 615-nucleotide messenger RNA. RefSeq lists its product as uncharacterized. Gene Ontology annotation, molecular function: 2-oxoglutarate-dependent dioxygenase activity; methyltransferase activity. The record is from RefSeq and is a predicted model, not a curated record. The annotation marks the transcript as partial. Lineage: Eukaryota; Metazoa; Echinodermata; Crinoidea; Comatulida; Comatulidae. The transcript has a single exon.